Nematocida parisii ERTm1 is the source of this 1920-nucleotide messenger RNA. RefSeq names its product tRNA pseudouridine synthase D. Gene Ontology annotation, biological process: pseudouridine synthesis. Gene Ontology annotation, molecular function: pseudouridine synthase activity; RNA binding. Gene Ontology annotation, cellular component: nucleus. The record is from RefSeq and is a predicted model, not a curated record. Bases 1 to 1833 code for a protein of 610 amino acids. The transcript has a single exon. Lineage: Eukaryota; Fungi; Microsporidia.
AUGGCCUUUACCAUUUAUAAAAAAAUGAAAGAAUUUGCAUGGAGAAGAUGUCUUAAUGAAGGAAUUCCAAUAAAACUCGUAUUAAAAGAGAAUGAAAAGGACUUUAUUGUAAGGGAAGGUAUAAAUAACUCAUUACUAAGCAUAGGAAAUAUAUCCAACAGUAAUAUAUUACUAUUAGAUGGCUUACCAGGCGUACAGCAUAAACUACUCACAGAUAUAUACGGUAUAAAAGAGAGGACAGUCAGUAUUAUAUGCAGGAUCACAGGUAUACAACAGAAACAGGACAGGGAGGAGGUUCAUAAGAUAUAUUCUAUGCACCCAUUUAUAUAUACGAAAUCAGUGAGUGUCACACCAGGCCAUACGGAUAUAUUAGUCAUAUUUGACACUCAUCACAGUAUGAGCACGUAUGCAGUGACUCUUACUAAGAAAGGGAGGACAACGAAUGAUUCAGUGGAGUUAUUAGCCAGGUUAUUAAGGUUAGAGAGUAAUCAGAUAAAUUAUGCAGGGAACAAGGACAAGAAAGCCAUUACUACACAGAGGAUAAGUGUAACAGGUGUACCGUAUUUAAAUAUUUAUAAAUUAGCAAAUUUUAUUAAUAAUAACGGUAUUACCAAAAGUAGUAAUAACGGUAUUACCAAAAGUAGUAAUAUAACCCCAGAAGAUAUUUCAGAAUUAUUAAAAAUACCUGAUAAUGAUUCAGUUAAUAAAAUAAAUUCAUUAUUCUCAGGGUGUACCAGGGACUUACACCAGGACAGUCUUAAUGGGCUCAGUGACUUAAGUGGAAUAAGCACACUACCACUAAGUAGUAUUAUACAGGACAUAAGGAGGAUUACAGCAGAGUACAAUAAUUCAACAGAACCUGAGCAGACAGAUGCCCAGUACAAGGACAUAACUAAUUCUAUAACGGAGGAUACAAUUAUACUUACGAAUAUAGAAAGGAUACCAAAAAAAAUACAAUUAGGAGAUUUAGAAAAAAACAGAUUUUAUUUACGGUUAGAAAUAACGGACAAAAUAAAAAAUAAAGAAAUAACGGAAGAAAUAACGGAAGAAAUAAAAAAUAAAGAAAUAACGGAAGAAAUAACGGACGAAAUAAAAAAUUUAGAGGACCGAAUUAACUUACUAAAAGUAGAAGGAUUUCCGAAUUAUUAUGGAAAUCAAAGGUUUGGCUAUGGACUGAGUAAUCCUGAUGUAGGGGAGUUAAUUAUAAAGAAGGAUUUCAAAGGCGCAAUUAGUAAAAUCAUUGAAAAUUUAGGAAAUUUAGAGAAUUCACCCAGAGUAAAAGAAGCACUAACGUAUUUACACCAGGAGAAGUAUUCUGAUGCGAGGAAUACCCUACCAGGAAAAUUUCAAACAGAAAAAACCGUUAUUUAUUCAUUAGAGAAGAAAAUUCCUGCAAAAAUAAUAUUCAGCAGGAUAAGGAGAGAAACAAGAAUGAUCUACUUACACAGUUAUCAGAGCAAACUAUUCAAUGACGUAUUACAACAGAGACUAAUUAAUGGCGUACGUAAUAAUGAGUAUAUAACAGGUGUAAGCAUAGGGUCUAUAACAAGCAAGCAGCAGAUAGACCAAUUAGUCACAGUAUCUGAUACUCCCAAUAUAAGUAAUACAGUGAUACCUUUAUAUCCCAUUGAAGAGAUUGGUGCGAGUAAGCAUGAGAAAGUGGUUGGUUUAACUGGUGGGUACAGGAAGGCCAUUAUUAUACCUGAAAAUUUGAAUUAUUCCGUUAUUAAUUUCAGGUACUUAGAGAUUUCAUUUGAUUUACCACCUGGUGUGUAUGCCACUAUGCUUAUAAAGGAGCUUACCUGCAAUGGUGUAGUAGAGAUAGGGUGGUAAUACACCACUGACUAAUAGAAGAGGUCUUAAGGAGUACUUAAGGAGUGAAGAGAACUAUUUGAACCUAUUAAUAAACUGGUUAGUCAU